Messenger RNA from Penicillium subrubescens, 501 nucleotides. RefSeq lists its product as uncharacterized. NCBI's taxonomy places the organism in Eukaryota, Fungi, Ascomycota, Eurotiomycetes, Eurotiales, Aspergillaceae. Bases 1 to 501 code for a protein of 166 amino acids. Gene Ontology annotation, molecular function: ATP binding; protein kinase activity. Gene Ontology annotation, biological process: protein phosphorylation. The record is from RefSeq and is a predicted model, not a curated record. The transcript has 3 exons.
AUGGCUGAGGGAUUGGAGCCCAUGUGGGAAAACCUAUCAGUGAUUCAGAGUCGCUGGCCCGAUAACCGUCUGGACCUAUACCUGUUGAAAGAAACUCUGUGGAAUGUCCUCAUGGCCCUUGACUACGUACACACUGAACGCAAAAUUAUUCAUACUAAUAUCAAAGCGGAUAAUAUCCUCGUGUCAAUUGCGGACUCUGCUAUCUUGCAGCAGUUCGAGGAGGAUGAGCACACUUACCCAUCGCCCCGGAAAUUUGUAGGGGGAAGAACGAUCUACCAAUCACGGUCUUGGAGGGAACCCAGAGAGUAUGGCAUGCCCAUGCUGACUGACUUUGGUGCAGCUGUAUUCGGGGAGGAGAAACACAACCACGAUGCCCAGCCAGGCGCCUACAGAGAGAAAAAGCUAUCUCACAAGGGUACAUUUGGCGGAGGUAAUUGGGCUUCUGAAACCACCCCCUGCGGAUUUGAUCAAGCGUGGCAAGAGAAGUCUCGAGUGAUUUGA